Molecule: messenger RNA, 7979 nt
Organism: Cololabis saira (Pacific saury)
Lineage: Eukaryota; Metazoa; Chordata; Actinopteri; Beloniformes; Belonidae
Gene: flrt2
Product: fibronectin leucine rich transmembrane protein 2
Exons: 3
Coding region: 873-2852 (659 amino acids)
Molecular function (GO): protein binding
Source: RefSeq, a predicted model, not a curated record
GCUGAAACACGAGCCCGCGGUGAGCUCAUGGCCCGGACCGUGGAAUCCAGAGUUAAAUGAUACCAAAAAACAGAAAAAUUUGAGAGGGAAGGGGGGGGAGUGGGACAGGUCUGGAACUGGUUCUGUGCGUCUGCUCGCCGGGGCUCCUCGCCGGCUUUUACGUUACACCAGAUGAGGAAAAGAGUCGGAGGAAGAAGAAAACUGCCGCUGUCUGCUUUGGUCUGCUUUGGUCGGGUUUUCCUCCUCUGGCCGGCCGCCGCCUGCAGCUUUCUCUCCCGAGCUCGCCGCCCCUCCGUCCGCGCUUUUCAAGUUAACGAGCCCCGUCGGUCUGGUCCUCGCGUCUGGGAGUUUAACGCCGUGAGGUCGCGAGCUCGCCGCUCUCCCAGCGCCUCUGCUCCUCUCUGACCCCGCCGUGACCACCAAGCGUCUAAAGAUGAUAUCCAUGCAGAAACGACACCUGAAAGGGGGAUGGAUUCGGCCCGAAGGAAUGUAAGGUCUCUGGAUCCAAAUGUCACCCCCCUCGGACUCGGUCGCGGUCAGGGAGCAGCAGUGUGUGACGGACCGGCGGCUGCAGCCUGCGGUGGCGCUCUGCACCGGCUGAGCUCUGCAUGGAGCAGCGAGUGAAGGGUCCUGCAACAAUUUGAUGUGUCGGCAUGGACGGGGUCGGUCCGAGGACGGGCCGCCGCUAGCGACAUCGCUGCUCUCCGGCUGAGGACGAGCAUCCGCAGGAUUACUCCCGCCGCCGUUUUCCCUCCUGUCAGACUAUCCAACGUGGACUUUUCGCUGGUGGAUACGUAUAUAUCGUUGGUUUUUUUGAUUUUUCCUUUCUUUUUUUGUUUGUUGGUUUACCUUUUCCCUGAUUUUUUUCCACUAUGGAGUUUCUGGCCGGAUCCUGGAAUAAAAAUUGGGCUUCGUUCUUGCAGUUCUGGUUGACUGUCAUCCUUAGCCUCCAAAUGCAGUUCGGCACGGGCGCCUCGUGCCCGCAAGAGUGUCGUUGUGACAAGACGUACAUAUACUGCAACGAACGCAGCCUGACCUCGGUGCCGCUGGGGAUGGAGGAGGGCUACAAGGUCCUCUUCCUGCACAAUAACCAGAUCAAUAAUGCCGGCUUCCCUUUGGAACUCCACAACCUGGCCUCCGUGGAGACGGUUUAUCUCUACGGCAACCAGCUGGACGAGUUCCCCAUCAACCUGCCCAAGAACACCAAGCUCCUGCAUCUGCAGGAGAACAACAUCCAGACAAUCUCCAGAGCCGCCUUGGCGCAGCUGACCAAGCUAGAGGAGCUGCACCUCGACGACAACUCCAUCUCCACCGUGGGGGUGGAGGAAGGCGCCUUCAGGGAGGCCCUGAGCCUCGAGCUCCUCUUCCUCACCAAGAACCACCUGAGCAGCGUCCCCAUCGGCCUCCCUGAGGACCUGAAGGAGCUGCGGUUGGACGAGAACCGCAUCGCCUUCAUCGCCGAGGAGGCGUUUCAGAACGUGACGGGGCUGGAGCGGCUGAUGCUGGACGGGAACUUGCUGAUGGACGAGGGCAUCGCCCCGGGGGCCUUCCAGGACCUGGUCACCCUGCGCGAGCUGGCCCUGGCGCGCAACUCGCUCACCUUCCCCCCGCCCCUCCUGCCCAGCCAGUCACUGGUCAAGCUCAGCCUGCAGGAGAACCAGAUCGACCAGAUCCCCGUGACGGCCUUCGCCGACUUGAGCCGGCUGGAGAAACUGGAUAUUUCCAGCAACCAGCUGCAGACGCUCACGCAGGGCGUGUUCGACGGCAUGUCCAGCCUGAGGCACCUCAUGGUGCGCAACAAUCCCUGGCGCUGCGACUGCAAUGUGAAGUGGGUGGUGGUGUGGCUCAAGUCCCUGCCCCCCCCCAUCAACGCCAGGGGCUUCGUCUGCUCCAGCCCCGAGAAGGUGCGCGGCAUGACAAUCAGAGAGCUGACGUUGGAUAUAAUCGAGUGCCCCGUCUCUCCGAACCAGCCGCCCUGGCCCACCCUGCGCUCCACCCCGCCCCCCCCACCCACCACCCCUCCCAUCACCACCAUAGUCUCCACCCCCAUCACCACAUCCAUCCCUUACUACUUCGACUCCCCCUCUCCUCCUUUACCCCCGAUCCACAGCAACCCGGCGGGGCCCCUGCCCCCGUACGAGGACCCCCUCCAGAUCUCCUUCUACGUGGUCAACGCCAGCAGCAUCGACGUGAGCUGGGCGUCCUACUUCACCGUCACGGCCUACAAGGUCACGUGGGUGAAACGAGGCCAGAGCCAAAUAAACGAGGGGAUGCGGGAGCGGACGGUGAGCGGGGACCAGCGCCACAUCAGCCUUAGCGGCCUGGAGCCCCAGUCCGUGUACCGGAUCUGCGUCCACGUCCUGGACAGCCUGAACUCCUACCGGCCCGGCGAGGAUACUAUCUGCUCGGAGGCCCGGACCAAGCCGCGCUCCACUAAGACCUCCGACAGAGACCAGGCUCCUCAGGACAGCAUCAACUCCACGCUGCUAAUGGCCGGGAUCAUAGGGGGGGCCGUCCUCAUUGUCCUGGUCACGUUGCUGGGCUUGUUCUGCUGGCACAUGCACAGGAAGAACCGGUCUGAUUCGACCAAGUGGAAAUACAACCGGGGCCGGAGAAAAGACGACUAUUGCGAGGCUGGCACCAAGAAGGACAACUCCAUCCUGGAGAUGACUGAGACCAGUUUCCAGAUAGUGGCGCUGAACAAUGAGCAGCUGCUCAAGGGCGAUUUCCGCAUCCAGCCCAUCUACACGCCCAACGGGGGCAUCGGAUUUAGAGACUGUCACCUCAGCAACAACAGCAUAGCCUACUGCAAGAGCAGCAACGUGCCCAGUACAGAGUUCUGCCACACGUGAUGCAGCAGCACCGCCUGCAGAGCCGUGCACACAGACACAUGAAACCACAAGCAGUUGCAUAAAUACACCGUUUGUGUAGAUAAAAAGGAAAAAAGAAUAUAAAAAUUCUAGUCAAAUAUAACUGUACUAUAUAUAUUUCCAAGUUCUGUCUGCAAUGUAAUUUAUACCGUGGAUUAUAAUGUGGGAUUCUCUGCUAUCUUUUUUAUUCUUAGAAAAAGGAGAUAGAAUCGUUUCAUUUUUUUAUAACCAGCAGGGUUUUGAGAGUUGUUUUAAAAAAAAAAAAGGUCAGUACUGUACAUGAACAUGGAUUUGUACAAUCACGGCACCCUGGGUGUAGCUUCUGACAAAAAAACUACAAAUAUAUAUAUAUAUAUAUAUACUGUCAGCCUCGGACACAUUAGUGGCGCUUUAGACAGCCGGGAUCCUUCGCUCACCACAGACUCAAAAGUAUCCCCUUUUUCUGGUUUUGAAACCCUGCAACCCCCCCACGUCCCAGCCCAACAGAGCAGCAGUAAAAGACGACACGGCACAGGAGGAAGGCUGAGAUUGCUAAGUAGAGAACAUUGUGGAAAAUCUAGCACCAGUUGUCGUAAAAAAAAAAAGAAUCAAAGUGCACUUUCAUAUUAAUGGUAGCAAGGCAGGAAAUGAUCCGGGCCGUGCUGCGACGACGUCGCAAAUGCUCUCGCAAAAAUAUCCCGGGCUGAGAUUUCCCAGAAGUGCCAAAUCACUACAAACAUCUUUGUUCUGUCCGUUUACUCUUGAAUGAAGGUGGGAUUAGUUGAGACACUUUUGGAAAACUCUGGAAAGGGGAUGUGCCGUUUUCAGCAGACUUAAUUAAUAUUGGCUUAAAAGCAGCAAAGGAUUAUGGUCUUUAGUGAGGUGCAUGGAUGAGCUGAGACCUGCAGACCCCUUUUGGAGAAUUCCUGUGAUUUGCUCUUGUUUUUUUUCUUCUUUUUUUGGCCACAAGAGGGCAGGUUUUCCUCUCACUGUUGUACGUGUGUGUGUGUGUGUGUUGGUCAGAGACGGAAAGGCCAGAGAUCACUUUACCUCCACGAUUCCCCCGGAGCCCAUUACCCAGGCGACACUAUUCAUGCUCAGCAGCAUUGUGUGGGUCAUUCAUGCCCAUCGAGCUGCCUAAUGACGUGGAAGCAUUUAAAACUAACAGUGUUUUCAGUGUUCGGCGGCUAAAUUAUAUGGAUUUUCAACACUGCUGCCUAGUGUGUGUGUGUGUGUGUGUGUGUGUGUCUGAAAAAUAGCAUGAUGAAUUUUAGAGAUGAUGCUAAUUAUACCCCCUCAUACAUCAGCCUUGUCCCAGCCAUCAUUAGAGAUGUUAGAUAAAUUGGAAAUUGCAGCGAGACUGCAGCCUGGCCGUGAUCGUACACAGAGCUGUGACCGAGCGCCUUGUCUGGAGUCCUGUCGUUUAUCCCUGCGCUCACGUGUUUUCUCAUUUUCAACAAUGCACCUGCUCAUUUCCCAUCAGCAGUUGCUGCGAGGAUGAUUCCCUCUCUGUCCACCCUCAUUUAGCCACCAUCCACCCCAGUCCUGCGCCGGUGUCUGACUCCAUGCUCUCGUCGCUGCAUGGGCUCAAUUAAAACCAUUUUCCUGCCCUUCAGCUCCGAGGCUUUGGUGGCAGCUCCUUGCAUGUGAGAGGUCUUCAUUACGCACUUCUUGAGACUUUAUUUGAUCUGACAAGGUUUUAUUUUAAGGAGGGCAGACUUCAAGAAUUCCCACCCCCCGUUUUCGUUUCCACUCUCAUAAUCCUCAACCAAAAAAGGCAGAAAAGUAUGUGUGCCUCAUUUUCACUCGGCUGCAUGGAGCUCACACCGGGAGGUGUUUAACUCUUUGUGAAGCACACAGUUGUUUGAGCGUACCGUACAAGCGAGGCAUAACAUUUAAAACAGAGUAAUAUUCAAGGGCUCGUACUCCAGUUGUUCCAAAGUUGAGAUCAUUUCUCGGAGUAGCUCAACAGUAGCUGCACUUACUGUAAAUCCAGCCAAUCACGAUCACAGAAGAUUUGCGUUCCCAGACCCUGAGCUUAAAAUCUUUUGAACAAAAGAAACUACAUGAAAUGAUCCUUUGUGGUUUCUGCCUCGACACUGAACUGUGAUGUUUGUCCAGACGUGCAGGAGGUUGCUUGCCAUGUGUUGGGUUGACGCAGGCUGCAACAAAUUAUUCGAUUGGUCCAUUUGAUAGUCCCUUCUUCAUAUUUCCCCGCUACUACAACUAGUUUGAUGUUUUCAAGCUGAAUAGAAAAACAUCUUGUUGCAGUGUCAGUAAAAGUUGCUGUAACUCACAUACGAUGUCCGUGAUUUGCUCCACUGCAAAGUCUGAGCUGCAUAAAAGCAAGUUCAGCACUGCUGGCUACAGCGCCGCAGAAAAGAACCUGCAACGCCACCUAGCGCUUGUUGGUGUAAUUACGGAGCGAUGUAAACGACAGACAAGCAUAAACGCAAACAACAACAACACAGGUCCUAUAUGUAGGCUACAUGCGUAGUAGCUCCAUAGAACCAUAAAUUACAUGUUAGCAUGUCUUUUAGCAUCAUGUUUUAUUCCCAAAUUUUGUUUUUCAGUUUUAGUUUGUCGGAACAGCAUUUGUUUGUAUAACCAAAUGAUGAUAUUUUUAAAGUGGAAAAAAUGUAUAUUGUUGAGAAUAUAUAAAAUCAGUGUGGUCACGAGAGUUAGCUGAGGAGGUUGAAAUCGCUCUGCUGUCUGUGCUUAACGUAAAGAUAGCCUAGCGUAUCUUGAAAAAAAGGCAAGAAAUGGACAAAACUGGCUUUAAAACUGUGUGGACCUUUGUGCCAGGCUGCUGGUAUAGUUGGACGGAAAGAGGUUUGCUGUUUCUGUGCUUUUAUUUAUUUAUUUUUUUAAAGCUAAGCUAACCAGUUCUUGGUUGCUUCACAUUUAGCAUUCAGACAUAAGAAUGGUACCCAUUUUCUCAUUAUUUUGACAUAAAGUAUGUUUCAUUUCUGAGGGAAAACAUGGUUUCGGUCCCCAAAUACCGUACACUUGUGACAGAGACGAGCUUAUAUGUAUUUAAACUUCUGGUCGUUACCAAAGCAUCGCCACGUUUUACUCAAAUGUUUUCUGGUCAUAUCAGCUAACGCAACACACCUACCCUUAAGACCGGACCAGGCCGCCCCGACCUGCCCUGCUGACCACCCGACCAACAUGUUGCACCAGCUAGCUACGAUCGUACAAUAUCGCGCCUCGUUUCCAUUUGCUUCUGAGCUCUCCUGUGAUUGGUCCAUUUAUUCCUAAAGGAACUAAAGUCAUCAUUGAUGAAGCUCUAAAACGCCUGCUUUCGAGAUUUGCUUCGUGCUUGUUGAAGAACUUCAUCCAGUGUACUAGCAUCCAGUGCUAGCAUUCGCAAUGUAAAUAACAGGUUUUUGAAAAUCGUGCUUAUUUCGAUUGUUUUAACUAUGUCGAACAUUAGAAAAUACAUUUCUUUCGCCAUAGCAACAACAAUUUGGCGACAGCAACAUUGUUGUUAUUAUUAGCCACGGCAUUCAUGAAGAUCCGCACCGCCUCGGUUUGAACACUAGGGGGCGCGAUGCGACAAAGAGCAAGUGGAAAUGAGGCACUGACAUGGACACCGGUACCUGCUGGAGCGUCCUGAUUCUGUUCUUUUAACACAAAGACCCUGUUUGAAGUCACAUGAUCAAACAAGUCGAGAUAAACUUUUGCAAUAUGCAUCUAUCUGUGAAUGUGCUAACGAAGACGAGCCUUACCGUUGACGUACGACCGAGUGCUUACCUAUAGACAAUGUGUUUUUUUCCCCUUUUUUGUGAGAGUUGUGGACUGAUUGGAUGAGAAGCUAGUAUCUUACAGUGGAUAGCGGUUGUUUUAGAGAAUUGGGGAGAAACUUUAACAGGGAGCUAACAAGUAGCUACUGAGAAUAGCUUUUAGUUUGGAGAUGCAAAUUCUCACCAUCUGAAAACAGCUCGAACCUAAUUAAUUUUAUGGUAUAAAUCACUUUUGCGUGAGACAAUACCGGGGCUAAGUCUGCAUAACCAGUUGAACAUGGUGUCGUAACGCUGGCCAUGUUGCAACACGGACGUUGCACGGUCAAGAAAAUGUCCUGAAACAAUGAAUAACUGUAAAAAGGGACGUAAAAAUCCAAAGGUUUGAGUUGUUGAAGUUGGUGAAAAUUGGCUCCUCUGUGAGGCUAGCGCCACGUCCCUGAUUUUCCAAACUCAAAGUGCCGUUAACUGCAGCUAAGACACUAACUACUGAUAAAUACUCUCCGCAACUGCCAGAUCCACAGAUGUAGAUGCAUCUUUAAGGGGGAGGAAAUAAAACCAUGAAGACGUAACGGGAACAACACACGGAAAGCACAACUCUGGCUGUGGCAACAGUAACAGCAUUAAAACAACACGAACCAUGACUCACAGCUCCUAACGAAGGACUCCACAGGGCCGGACGUUAAGCGGUGUACAGCUAAUGAUCGGAGCAGACGCAGGAACUGGCUGCGCUGGCUGUUUAGCAGCUCGUAUUACUCUUGAUUUUGAUGAAAGAAUGGGGCUACAGUGCUGUGAACAGCUACACCAAAGGUGUCGGAGUCAGCAAGAGUUGGUUGAUUAUUGCUUUGGCAAGAAGCUCAUCGGUUCACGGUGAAAUAAUUCAGACAGGAGUCCUGAAGCUGAGGAGGGUCAAAGUCGCACCUUCUUCCUUCAGGCAGACGACUCUGUGAAAUGUGUUUCAGCCGGUGAUGAUUCAUUCUGCAUGUACUGUACUUUUUUCAUUGUCAGUCCAGGAUUUUGAUUAUUAUUUUUCUUUUUCUUUCCCCCCCCCCCCCCCCCGUUACACAACCUUACAAAUACCCAGGUUUUCAUGUGGUUUAGAGGGCAAGCAGGCUGGAGAUUUACAGUGCAUGUAAAAUGGCUAUUUUGGGACACUGGCUUCUCAUUUAGACACUGCAGUGUUACGUCAGUCCUCCGUACCGAGACAAUUUCUUAGGAACCAAAGUUAAAAGUUUCUUUUUUUCAUGAUAAAAUAUUGUUGUUGUUCCAUGUAUGUGCCUUGAGGUUGAACUUACAAUGUAAAGUCCUUGAAACCUUUAAAUGUUUUUGCACAAACUGUAAAUACUUAAGUGAAGCUUUUUGAAAAUAAAAGAGCCAUUGGAUUUGA